AUGUCAUCCCAACCAAUCGACGAAGACGGCUUCCACUCUAUCGCAUGGGACGAUGCCCCGCCCUCUCGAGCCGUCCUCUCACCUUCAUCGCCAUUCGACGAAGACGUCGGAGAAGGGUUCGAAACGAUCUCUCAACCCACUUCUGAGUCUCAGGAUGGCGGAGCAGGAGCGGCCAGUACGUCCACGGCGACGGUCACGGGCAGUAGAAGAGACAGACAGGGGUCCGUAGAGGUUGAUCCGGGGGAAUGGAAUGGUAGAUGGAUGAGUAUAGAGGUUAGAGAACCGGUGAAAGAACAUGAAGGAAGUAAGGAUAUGUAUGUGUCAUAUGCUGUCAAAACUCAGACGAACCUUUCCACCUUCCCGAAUAAGCUAGUCGUGGUGAGAAGGCGAUUCCAAGAUUUCGAAUUCCUAAGAGAACAUCUGGUGAAGAACUUUCCAGCUUGUGUGGUCCCACCUAUUCCAGACAAACAUCGUUUAGAAUAUAUCAAGGGGGAUCGGUUUGGACCAGAAUUCAUCGAGAGGAGACGAUUAGAUCUCCAACGCUUCGCCGAUCGAAUAGCCAGACACCCAACGUUACAGCGAAGUCAGCUAGUCAAUGAUUUCUUACAAAGCACAGAAUGGACCGUCGCGAAACACCAUCACAUCUCCCAUCCCCCUCCAGAAUCACAUAUAUCCCUGAUGGAUUCCCUAUCCGAUAAAUUUAUCAACGCAUUUUCCAAUGUGCGUAAACCCGAUGGAAGGUUUGUCGAGAUGCUAGAAGAUCUGGAAAGAUUUGAGGAGGGCUUGGUAUCUGUCGAGCGACUCGUCGGGAGAGGUAAAACCAGGGUUGAUGACUUGUCAACGGAUUAUCAAGAUAUGGCAGCUGCGUAUCAAGGUUUAGGAUACCUCGAAUCAGGUAUAACAGAACCGUUAAAUAGGUUCGCAGAGAAGAUGUUGGAUUUUUCAGCUUUGUUGAAACAUAUGAACCAAUCGACUGUCGAACCAUUUUUGAUCCAAUCGCAUUCGCUGUUAGCAUAUGCCAACUCCCAUCGGAACGUUAUCAAACUUCGUGAUCAGAAACAACUCGAUUUCGAAGAACUUUCAGCUUACUUAUCCGCCGUCGUAUCUGAAAGAGACAGAUUGGCAGCUUUGAAUUCUGGUCAUUCGGCUGCUCCCGUUGGAUUGGGUACCUACCUCAGAGAUCAGGUGGAUAAGCUUAGAGGAACCGAUGAUAUACAUACGAGGAGGGAGAGGAUAAGGAAAUUGGAUGGAAGGAUCAAAGAGUUGCAAGACGCAGUGACCACAGCGCAUGAAACGUCAACUGCAUUCUCUGAUGAAGUUCUGAAAGAGCACAAGGUAUUUGAACUAUCCAAGAAAGAAGAGAUGAAAGAGAUUUUGCAGACUUAUGCAGACGGUCAGGUAGAGAUGUUACAGCGUGCAAUGGAUGAUUGGGAUAGGGUCAUCCCUCUUUUACAGAGAAUAAGAGUUGAUGUAUAG
Messenger RNA from Kwoniella botswanensis, 1476 nucleotides. Its product is annotated as sorting nexin-4. Gene Ontology annotation, biological process: autophagy of mitochondrion; endocytic recycling; piecemeal microautophagy of the nucleus. Lineage: Eukaryota; Fungi; Basidiomycota; Tremellomycetes; Tremellales; Cryptococcaceae. The transcript has 9 exons. The record is from RefSeq and is a predicted model, not a curated record. Gene Ontology annotation, molecular function: phosphatidylinositol binding. Gene Ontology annotation, cellular component: phagophore assembly site; early endosome. Bases 1 to 1476 code for a protein of 491 amino acids.